GGUCACUGCUGUGUGCAGGGGGGUUAGGAUGACAACCGUUGUGGGGGCCCGUACUGCAUACUUGGACCACUGAUUUGCAGUGGGUACUGGCACUGAGUGAGUGAGAGACUGGCACUUGGCCAUUCUGACGUGUAGUGCCUGGUGAGCUACCCCGGGAUGACCGAGGCCAGUUUGAGCUGGCCACUCCAUUUCUUUAUUCUGUUUUGGUUCUGCCAUCUGAUCAUCACAAGACACCCUGUCGUCAUAACCAAGCGUCCCAUUGGUAGCGCGGCACAGUCAGGCUCGUAAAGCUUAAUUUUUAUUAGAUGUGUUCAUCUUUAACUACUGCAGGCCUCGUGACGAGCGAAGGUCACUUGUGGUCUCUGAAGCCACUCUGCUGACAUGGCUCUGCAGAGGCUCUUGCUGUUGUUCCUGUGCUUCCCAGCUGGCGUUGGCACCUCAUGGCUGCCUGCUCUUUCAGGCUUCUGCAGUGCUGUAUACAAACAAUGGAUCCCUGACACCAACUAUGAGAAUUCUUCAAACUGGGACAGAGGCCGUGUCCCGUGUGCCACAGACCGAGUUGUCUUCCUACCAGAGAAGAAAGUCUCUGUUUAUGUGGAGUCGUCCCAUAGCAUCCUGGACCUGAACCUGCCCCGGGAUGCGGAGUUCAUUUUUGGCCACGACGCUGAGUUUGCUGCAAGCAAUGGAGCACAGGAGCCUGGAUGUGACGGAGGCACCAUCACAUUCCGAGACCCUGAUGAACACCAGUGGUAUGACCCCACCUUGUGGCAGGCCGUGGUCAGUGAAGAUGACCUGGACACCGGACACUACCUGUUCACCGUCCAUGAAGAGAGUGUCCCUUGCCACCACGACAGUGUGCUAUUCAGGCCACAGUCAUCCUUUCGGGUUGGCAUGGAUUCAGAUGAUCAAUCACUCAUCCUGCGGAGCAUCUCAGUCCUGGGCACGAAAUUCAUCAAUGACAAGGAUUUUCAGGAAUUUCUGAAGACCAACACUGGAAAGCUGCAGUUCCCUGACUUAACAGCCAUUCAAGUGACAAACGAGAGGUGCAGGGAGAAAUCGGGCUGCGAGUGUGGGAAUAGCGUGAAUCACAAUCGUAUCUGUGCCAAUCUGCUAAAGCACUUGGAAUGUCCAGCCAUCGAGUGCAGGGAGCCCCUGAAUCCAGUUGGCCACUGCUGCCCCAUCUGUGGUGCCACCCUGACUCUCCAAUACACCGAGACCUUUGACCUGGAGCUCUACAGAAACCGCCUGCAGCAUCUUUAUCUGAAUACGCCCAUGUACAGCAGCAUUCAGAUGGCCAUGUCCAAAGUGCCUAAAGCACCAGCCAUUACAGGGCUUCACCAGAGGGAGGCAGCAACAGUCAUCCAGGUGCUUCUCUUGGAUCAACAAACAGGAGAGAAUGCAGGGAGGCUGGCUGUAGCCCUGGCCAUGGAGAUCAUGAAGGACAUUAACAGCCAAGGUGCUACCUUUGGGAUCACAGAGGGGGAGGUCCAGACAGCCACUGGCUCUGGGAGUGAGAGACACACUGGAGGCAUGACGGGCGGAGCAAUUGCUGGCACUGUGGUUACACUGCUCCUGCUUCUGCUUGGUUUGGCUUCCCUUGUUGCGCUAUUUAUGAGGGGCACGCUCAGAUUUCCCACACUUCCUUUCCUGAAAAAGGCAGACAGACACAUGGAGACUCUUGGAGGACCAACUGACAAAGGAUUUGAUAACCCCAUAUUUGACACGGAUAUGCCAAUGGACUUGCCAGGCCUGUACUCUACAAAUGAGGCCCUAAAAACAGUCAGCUACAGCAGCUCCGGCGUGCAUUUUGUGAAUCCCGUCUAUGAUGAGACAGAGUUCAACAUCUGAGCCACUGUGAUCUGCAACAGGAGAGGUUUCUGGCCUUGAAUUUCUGUCAGUUUGGAUUCUCCAAUGGUGUAGAUGAUUCUGAGAAGUCUGAAAUCGCCUAAAAUUAUGGCUAACAAGAUUUAUUGACAGGAGGACAAAUGAGAGCAUCGCCCGAGAAUCGCAGAGCAGUCACUGCCAACG
Messenger RNA from Polypterus senegalus (gray bichir), 2028 nucleotides. RefSeq names its product amnion associated transmembrane protein (gene amn). The transcript is spliced from 12 exons. Gene Ontology annotation, biological process: intracellular protein localization; receptor-mediated endocytosis. The coding region runs from base 382 to 1848 and encodes 488 amino acids. Gene Ontology annotation, cellular component: apical plasma membrane; endocytic vesicle. Lineage: Eukaryota; Metazoa; Chordata; Cladistia; Polypteriformes; Polypteridae. The record is from RefSeq and is a predicted model, not a curated record.